GUAAGAUCAUCCUAAGUCAUUUUUAACUUGGCUGUUCAUUUAUUUGCCCUACUCUACAUUCUGUAAUGGAUUUAUACAUAGCCAUUCUUGGACUGACAUUGCCAUCAAUGAUGAGAUUCGUGUCGGGGGGAGAAAUGUGUAACUAUCCCCCAGACUCAGCCAUCACAAACCUGACUGCUGAAAGGUUUCUGGCUGGUACAGAACUGACAUACAACUGUGAUCCAGACCACUUUGCUGGCAUUACCAACUAUCUGACCUACACGUGUGAUAAUUCUAAUGGAAAUAAUAGGUGGAUAUCAGAGUUUUGCUAUUGCCGCAGGUCUGACAGCACAACCACAAAUACAGAGAUCGGAAAUGAUUCAUCUCACUGUGAAGUCUCAAAUACUAUGAAUGAAACUAUACCAACAGGAGAUUACUGUGGUCCACCACCAACUGUAAAGAAUGCAAAACUAGACUUGUCUGAGUCAACAUUUCCAGUAGGCCAAGAAUUUAAUUACAUCUUUGAAUGUGAUGGUCAUGCCGAAAACACAAGCCAUGGAGUUCUACAGUGUCAGGAUGCCAGUGCGUGGAUACAAUUAUCUGAUGGAUGUAUCAACAAAACGUUCAAGUCAGCUCCCUGGCCUUACAAUAUAGGAAUUAACUGCACCGAGAGGAAUGACAAUCGUUCUGUAAAAAGUGAUGGGUCACAUGAAGCAGAAGUCACACCAUGUGCAGGUGUAUAUACUAUUUGUGUUAAUGUUGCUGUUGGCGCCAUUACGGCUAUCAUGGUGAUAUUUGCAAUCUUCAAAAUAGCACAAUGGAGGAUAAAAUCCACUGGGAAAGGCAAAUUCUUGCAGAGGACUACUGUGUCUACAGAAAAAGAAGAGGAGAUGAAUGCUGUCCAUGUUCCUCUAAACGGAUAGCAAUAGAGACGAUGAGCUGUUUGAUAUCAGAUGAAGCUGAAACUCUAUUUUCACCUCGUCGCUCACUUUUCAUCUGCAUUAAUGGAAUGAAGAAGUGAAUGUUUUAAACCUUGCAUUCUUCAUAUUCUUCAUACAUAUUGAGAUCACAUUCACAGAGCAAUCCUUGAACCUUCCAGUAAAAGACUCAAUGCAUGAUUUGCAUCAAAAGGUUGAAUCAAAAAUAAUAGAUAAAUAAAUAAUAAAUGACAAUAGUAAUGUUAUGAUAGUAUUACAGUAAUAUGUAAUUUACAAAUAUUGAUAUUGGAUUGCAAGUAAUUUAAAACAUUUUAUGACAAAAAGUGCUCAUACAUGCAGCUGUAUUAUGGAUCUGUGUAGUAUAUAAAUCUAUGUGCUCAUUCUGUACCUCUGUAUACCUCCAGCAUCA
Messenger RNA from Bufo gargarizans (Asiatic toad), 1326 nucleotides. RefSeq lists its product as uncharacterized. The coding region runs from base 66 to 902 and encodes 278 amino acids. The record is from RefSeq and is a predicted model, not a curated record. The transcript is spliced from 7 exons. NCBI's taxonomy places the organism in Eukaryota, Metazoa, Chordata, Amphibia, Anura, Bufonidae.